UUGAGAAUAUAGAGGCAUAAACCCAAGUGAACCAAAAUACCAGCCCAAAAAUAUGAACCAAAUUUAUGGAGUACAAAACUGCCCGUUUGUAAACUCUCUCUGUUUGCAUGCCCAACACAUUGCCUUAUAUCCCGAAGUCUGAGGUGGUGUGAGUUAAUAGUCCUUGUCACUUUUUGAUGUUGGGGGGUUAUUUAACAUUGGUCUGAGACUGGGAGUUUUCCCAAGUUGGAUUUCUGGGUUGAGUUGUGAGUUCUCUGUGGUUUUUAGGGUCUGCUUGAAUCCCACAGAGAAAAAAAAAACCAAAUACAAGGGUCUUUUGGAGGUCUGACAAUGUCAUCCUCCAAGAAAGAGCUUGAGGAGAAGCUUAAGGAGGCUGGAAACUCUCUCCUUAAGCCUCCUUCCAAUACUGAUGAGCUUCUCAAACUCCUUGAUGAAGUAGAGGGUUUGUUGUCAGAUGUGGGGCAAGCACCAUGUACAUCACUGCAAGAUGCACUUCUACCUGCAAUGACAGCGUUAAUAUCUGAUGUACUGUUACGACACUCAGAUACGGAUGUUAAAGUUUCUGUUACAUCAUGUAUCACUGAGGUUACAAGAAUAACAGCACCAGAUGCCCCAUACGAUGAUAACAAAAUGAAGGAAAUAUUUAAACUGACUGUAGCAGCUAGUGAAAACUUAUCACAUCUAUCUAGUCGCUCAUACAAAAAGGCCGUCUCCAUUCUAAAAGUUAUCGCGAAGGUCAGGUCAAGUGUGAUGAUGCUGGACCUUGAGUGUUAUGAAAUAAUUGCAGAGAUGUUUCAGCUUUUCCUAAAUAUAAUCCAGUCGAACCAUCCACUUGCUGUAUUUUCAGACAUGCAAAAUAUUAUGACAAUGGUUCUAGAGGAAAUUCAUGAAAGUGAAGAAUUUCCGUUGGAACUUCUCAGAAUUCUUUUAUUAAGUGUUACAAAGAAAAAUCAGAUUGUUUCACCUUUCUCUUGGAAACUGGGGGAGACGGUUCUCGAUAAUUGUGCGGCUAAGCUGAAACCGUAUCUCAUGGAGGCAGUGAAGUCCUUGGGUACUGCUUUGGACGAUUAUGCUCCUAUAGUGGCUUCUAUAUGCCAGCAUAGAUGUGAUGCCCUCAAAAUUGAUCAUGUCAGAAAGAAUCUGGGAACAGAGGUAGUUACUGCCAAUGCUGCUGGUCCGACAACAGUUGACAAAUGUGUGGCUGGUCCCACUAGUGAUGAACCUAAAAUUGUACAUGACCCCUUUACAACAUUACAGCGCUGCCAUCUCGCUAAUCAUUCCAAGGAGGUUAAUUUACAAGAUGGUGCUGAACCUGACAAUUCGUUCUCUGUGAAGACUGUCAAAUCAGUAAAUGAGCCAGAUUCGGGUACAACAAAGAGAGGCAAAAGGCCCCGCUCUUCAAUGGAUCCAGAGGAAAUAUCAGAAAUUGAGCCACAUUCAGCGCUGAAAAAGAGAGGCCGGAAGCCAAAUUCUUUAAUGAAUCCAGAGGAAGGCUACGAUAAUCAUUGGAUGCAAUCUGGAAAAAAAUCUCCAAAAUCAGCUGGGAACAGGAACUCUCAUGACAAGGGAUCUGAUAGUUUAUCCACUGAAGAUCAUCUUCAUUUGAAGGUCACUAUGGCAUCCACUUUGCCGUCAACACUUCAAGAAGUGACUGAGCCAUCCACUUUGCCAUCCACACAUCAACAAUCAACUGAAUCACCAAAUUCUCAACCUAAAGCAGAAGGGGACAUAGGAUCUGCUUCUUUGCGUCAACAAAAUGGCCAUCUUGAUGGAACUGAAUCUAGAAGAGGUCGACCAAGGAAGCAAGUAGCCAUAGCACAUCAAGAAGCUAAUCCUACUUCCCAUUCACCUGCAAAGGUUGAUUUUUUUUCAUGUGUUCAAGCUGAAGAUAGAAAUCCAGGAUCAAUUGAUACUUUGAAGAUGGAGUCUAAGGAGACAAGUUCUUUAAAAGCAAAGUCACGGGGACGCCCCAGGAAAUUUCCUGCAAAAACAAAUAAUGAGACCAUUAUUGCUUCUGUACAUGUUGGCACAGAGUCUGCAGUUUCAUGUGAUCCUGUGGAAAAACAACAAGAAUCAGCUUCCACUCUUGGAACUGUGAAUAUCAAUGAUCAGUCAGCUGUGCAAAAGGUUGGGACUCAGAAUGUGAGUGCAACAAAACCAAGGGGCCGACCGAGAAAGCUUGCUUCAAAAAUAAAUCAGGAAACUGUUCUUGCUUCUGAACGUAUCGUAAUCACAGAGGUUUCACCAGUCCCAAGUGGUCCUGAGCAAAACAUGCAGCGAGACCCAGCUGUACAGUUUGGAACUGGCGGUAUCAAGGAUCGAUCAGCUGGAAAGGGUAUUCAGACACUUGGGGGGGAGGACGCUCCUAGUAAAGAUGGUGCUGAAGGAUCUCUUAAUAAGAAGAUGUCCAACUCUGAGACAAAUAUGGGGGGAGAUAAAAAUGUUGUUAUAGGAACCCCUAAGAUUAUACGCAAGAGGAAACGUUCCAUUGCAAAGGAUGAGGCUAAUCCAAUGCCCAAUCCUGAUGAUCGAAUAGUUGGCAAAGGAAUACAGGUUUGGUGGCCGAAGGACAAAACGUUUUAUGAUGGUGUUGUACGUUCGUACGAUGCUGUUAGACAGAGGCACUUGGUGCUUUAUAAUGAUGGGGAGAAAGAAAACCUAAACCUUCGAAAGCAACGAUGGCAACUAAUUGAAGAUGAUUCAAAAGAUUCAUGUAUACAGUUGGAGCAAAAGAAUGAUACGCCAAAGACUGAUGCUUCUGUUAGACCACAAAAGAGGAAGCGGAAAGCAAUAUCUGAGCCAUCUGAGCAAGCAAAUGCUGGUUUCUCCUUGAAAAGGAUAUCUAGAAAUGAAGUGUCAGCUGGCUUAUCCACUGUUGAGUGUAUGAAGUCUGACAGUAAAUCUGCAGACCGUUCUACACUAAGUGAGCCUAUUAUCGAUGAACAACGGGAAGAUAAGUCCAAGGAAACUGACAGGUUGAUGGAUGAUAAAGGUGAGAUAUAUGCCGGCCAGUUGAAGGGAGAUAUGAAGACUGGUAUUGACUCUAUGCAGAUCACACCUGAGACUAUAACCUUGUCUAAGGAAGAAAAUCCGAAAGUUGAUAUUGGACCCUCUGUUAAUGUUGAUCCUAUAGAAAUGACAGGAUUGAGCAAUGGUGUAAAGGAUGCAAGUUGACCCCCUUCACCUGUGUUGAACAAGGCUGUGUAAACCACAUAAACAUGUAUCUUUCUGGCUCUAUACUACCAAAAGCAUCGUUGGGUAGUCUCUAUUUUUCCUUCUAGACAGAGAAACAUGCAUCUGGUGUUACUUUUAUCUCUGAUGCAUUGUGUUCUAUCUAGUACCAGAAUUGUCGGUUAGGAAUUAGAAUUGUUUUUCUUGUAGGCACAGUUACAUUCAUCUAGUGGUAUUUCCUCAUGCAUGGCUUUCAGUCUAGUAUUGAAAGUGUUGGUUAGCCUGUAAUUUGUUCCUUUCUUGUAAGCACACAUCUGAUGGGUUUUCUCAUAAAGAUUUAUGUUAGUGAGUUCUCUUUGUGCUUUCCCAUUACAACAGUCUGAUGGCUAUUGCCUUCAAAAGUGAGUAGUGUAUGCUAUCAUGUAUGAACUAUAGAUAAGGAUGGAAAAUGUUAAGCCUGAAAUUGAUUGGCUGCUUCUGCUCGGUUGAUGUAAUUUUACGUGAAGUUUUGUAUUAGUCUCUCCUGCGUUACUGCGU
Molecule: messenger RNA, 3708 nt
Organism: Argentina anserina (silverweed cinquefoil)
Lineage: Eukaryota; Viridiplantae; Streptophyta; Magnoliopsida; Rosales; Rosaceae
Product: sister chromatid cohesion protein PDS5 homolog D
Exons: 13
Coding region: 331-3174 (947 amino acids)
Biological process (GO): DNA repair; mitotic sister chromatid cohesion
Cellular component (GO): nucleus; chromatin
Molecular function (GO): DNA binding
Source: RefSeq, a predicted model, not a curated record